This is a messenger RNA of Chelonus insularis, 4177 nucleotides long. RefSeq names its product proton-coupled amino acid transporter-like protein pathetic. Gene Ontology annotation, biological process: amino acid transmembrane transport. Gene Ontology annotation, molecular function: L-amino acid transmembrane transporter activity. The record is from RefSeq and is a predicted model, not a curated record. NCBI's taxonomy places the organism in Eukaryota, Metazoa, Arthropoda, Insecta, Hymenoptera, Braconidae. The transcript has 8 exons. The coding region runs from base 556 to 1935 and encodes 459 amino acids.
CCAAGUGUUAUCAUAACAAUUCUCUUUAGUACGAAUCUUCCAUUCAAUUACCAACAUAAUCACUCGUUUUUACGCUCUCGAUUUUACUCUUGGAAGGAUCGAGUAAUCUGUUAAAGUUGAAGUAAAUUAAUAAAAACUGCAACAUUUGAACUGUAAAUAAAAAAAAUUGCAGAAACAACGAGUUGAAUUUUUAAUUAAUUUUAGUGCAUUUUUGUGUUUAUUGGCAACAAGAUAAUACCAAUCUUGUUAAACAACCACAUUCAUUAUUUUUUAAUCUAUGACGAUAAUAAUUAUCGUAUAAAUGGGGGCAAUAUAAAGCGAAUUAUCAGUAAUCAUCUCAAUCAUUGGUGAUAACGUAGAAAUAUUUGUCUCGUGAAACGACUCUUCACGUGUUCUUUAAAGGCUGUCGAGCUUUGGAGAGUGACGUUCCAUCGAAUGAGACGUUCAGUCUUCUUCGACUCUCGUGAUCAUCCACUACACACUAUUCUACUGUGAUUUAUUAGACACAAGGAAUACUUUUUCUACUUCAACCUCAAUACCAAAAAAUCAAGCAAAAUGUGGAAAAGUACGACAGAAAAGGAAACACCUGGCAGCCAAAUGAAAGAGUUUAGCAGCACCACAAAAAUAGCACCUGGGCCCAUCGGAGAAUAUAACGAAAAAGAUGAACUUUACGACCCAUUUGAGAAUCGUGAUAAAAAACAUGCAAACUCUGACCUUGGAUCGCUUGUACAUAUGGUCAAAUCAUCAUUAGGCUCAGGAAUAUUAGCGAUGCCUAAUGCUAUAAAAAAUGGUGGUCUUUUAUUUGGUGGAAUUGGUACCAUUCUAAUCGGUAUACUUUGUGGCCACUGUGUCCAUAUCCUUGUCAAGUCAUCCCACGCUUUAUGUAAGCGAACAAAAACACCAUCAAUGACGUACUCCGAAACAGCUCAGGCAGCCUUUGCUUGCGGCCCGAAAGCUAUUCGUCCUUUUGCAAAUUUUAUGAAGAUCGUCGUGGACACUGCUCUUUGUUGUACCUAUUUUGGCGGUGCAUGUGUUUACGUUGUGUUUAUUGCUACAACUAUCAAACAGAUUACAGACUUUCACACCAAGACGGAUUUGGAUAUACGAUUGUAUAUUCUUGCGUUAAUACCAGCUGUUAUUCUCCUAGCCCAAGUCCGUAACUUGAAGCAUCUCAUUCCUUUCUCUACACUCGCCAACGUUUGUAUGAUGCUUGGCUUGAUUCUGACCUUGUACUAUGUUUUUAAUAAUUUUGAACCCACCAAAGACAUUAAAUAUAUUGCUGAAGUUGGUAAUCUACCAAAGUUUUUUGCUACUGUUAUUUUCGCCAUUGAAGGAAUUGGUGUGGUAAUGCCUGUGGAGAACAGCAUGGAGAAGCCAAAUCAUUUCUUGGGAUGUCCAGGUGUCCUUAAUAUCACAAUGAGUAUUGUUGUUUUCUUGUAUACACUCGUAGGAAUUUUUGGAUAUUUAAAAUACGGUGACUCUACGGAAUCAAUUAUCACUCUAAAUUUAGCUACCGAAGACAUAUUGGGUCAAUCCGUGAAAGUUAUUAUCGCUCUGGCUAUACUUUUCACUUAUGGUCUACAAUAUUUUGUUCCUCUAGAUAUUAUGUCAACUUUAGUCAGAGCUCGGUUGAGUCACAGAUUUUCUGGCGUUGGUGAAACAGUUUUCAGGGUCUUCAUGGCAUUAUUAACAAUUGCUGUUGGGCUUGCAAUUCCAAAAUUAGAGCCAUUUAUUUCUCUUGUGGGUGCAGUAUUUUUCUCGAUUCUUGGUAUCAGUAUUCCUGCGAUUGUUGAAACAAUUUCCUGCUGGGAAGGACAUUUAGGAACGUGUUAUUGGCGACUAAUAAAAAACAUCAUCCUUGGUAUUUUCUCAAUAUUCGGUUUAGUCACUGGAUCGUGGGUCGCAUUAGCAGAUAUUAUCAAAACUUACUCAUAACAACUUUGAAUAUCUGCUUUUUGAAUGCUACAAACGCCCAGUAAUUCACUCGCUCGAAUCAAGGACAAAGAAUCGAGAAAUUCGAGUGAAAACAUGUGAGAUUCGUCUGACGUUUUCAACUUAUGGAUACUUACUAUAGUUAAUUUGUGACAUAGUAGGUAUUUUGCCAAAUGAAAUAAAAUGGAGCAAAAAAAAAUAUUAUCACACGACCUUCAGUUAAACGCGUGAUUACGACGAUUCACGGCUUGUUUAACAAGUUGUUGAUUUGGAGAUGGAUUCUUUUGAGCCAUUUUGACAUGACCGGUUUUGUUAUCCUCGGCUGUAAACUGAUAUAUGCCAAUAUAUAACAUGUAAAAAGUACCAAGAAUGAUUGGAAUCCAUGAGAGAUAUCGACAAAAGUAUAAAAAUCGAUGAGCUCUAAUAACAGGAGCGAGUAAUUCUAAUCUUGCUUCACUCGUCUGGAAAGAAAAAAAACAAAACAAACAUUAUUUACGACACAUUUUUUCAAUUAAAUUAUAAAUAGAACAAUGACAUGAUGAUAAUGUGAUUACAAUUCAUGAGAGAAUUGAAACUUGAAAUUUUUAAACGAUUCAAACACCAUUUUUAAAUUCUAUCAAUUUACAAGAGAAUGUGAUAAUUCAUUCAUGAAUUAAAAAACGAAGAUUGCGUGAUUUUUUAUGACACAUUAAUUUAUAUACAGCAUAGAGACUUCGUUAUAGUACGAUUACGUAAAUAAACAUGAUGAUAUUAUUACAAUUCAGUACGAAUUUUUUAUACUUCAAUAGCCUUCAAUAGAAUUUCUUAGAACUCGUUCUACAAUAAUUUCAAUUACUGAAUGAUUUAUUUUUCUACAACGAACUCUCCAUUGAAAUUAUCCUCAAACUAUUUUCAGCUAAGUUAAAAGAAUUGGUUACUGUAUUACAAAUCAUGGAAAUUAACAUUCGAGCUUAUGAAAACAUUGAAAAACAAAAUAUUUACAAUCAGAAUAGGAUAUGAAUAAUGUAAAAGCACCAGUGGUUAGACAUAUGUUAAAACUUUAACAAAAUUAUUUACUUAAACAAGAAUAAAUGUGUAUUACUAAACUUCAAGAAAUCAAUUUCCAUUAAUGAAUAAUUAAUAACAAUCAUCAACAGAAAAAUACUAUUUACGCCUUUAAAAGGUUUGAAAUAACUAUGUCUAACUCUGGAAGCUUCUGAGAGAACAUCCAAAGCGGUAAAUGAUAUUGUACUGAAAAGUACCUCUUCGGCCCAAAGAAAGGGACAAAAACCCUCCGUAAGGUUAGAUAAAACGGUAACUGCAGUAUUUGGAGCGAUUCGAACACUAAGUUGCAAUUUCUUCGACCCACUCAAAGGAGCUCCAGUAAGAGGUUCGAUAACAAUAUAAGUUGCGUGAGCUUCUAUAUUGGGCGUCAAACCUUUCGCAUAAUCAAGAAGAUCUGGAUCUCCAUGGAGAAAAUGUGGUUCUGAAUAUAUUGCCUCGGCGUCCUGUAACAUUUAUGCAGAAAGUAUAAAUAUUUAUAAUCAACUACGUGCGAUCUCACGUAAUGUGAACGAUUAUUUAUUAAGCAAUGUACAGUAGGUUACAUAGAGCCUGAAAAUGUCAAUCGAGCUCAUAAAGUAAUUAUAUACGAAGUAUUACAUAGUAAAUUAUUACCUGACACUUUGAGAUAUCUAAAAGACCAGUUGGUAGACAUUUUAAUGCUUUUUUUGGUCCAAGUGGACAGUAGCAUUUGAUUUUGUCUUCAGACCAAACGGAAUCAUCCAUUUCAUAUCGAUGGCCUAUUAAUCCGUGAUAAAUUUCAUCUCGUUUAUACAUAGUCUCUAUUGAUCUAUUAUAAUAAUAUAAUCGUGUUAAAAUAUUUUUUAUUUGUAAACAGUACUUUUUGAGACAUAGAAUUAAGUUUUGUACAUACCGACAUAAAGUAGGUUCAUAUACGGUAACGAAAGGCCAUUUUUCUUCCAUUGGAGCCCAUGUAAUUGAAUCAGUACCAGAAACAAUAUUGCACUCUUUUUCAUUCCAAAAUUUUCCUACUCUAAUAUUUUUAUAAGAUGUCGUAUUGCCUAAUGCAUCUUUAUUUUUUACUCCUCUGUUAACAGUAAAGGGGCCUUGUUCGGUACCGUUAAGCUGUGACGUAAUAUUACAUUGUAUUAUUGUAAAAACUAUUUUUAACGUAGAGUUAAAUCUAUUUAUUAAUCUUAAUAAACAAUAUCGAUUAUUACAUAAAAUGAAUAAUUAAUGUUUA